Molecule: messenger RNA, 3338 nt
Organism: Cylas formicarius (sweet potato weevil)
Lineage: Eukaryota; Metazoa; Arthropoda; Insecta; Coleoptera; Brentidae
Gene: Cip4
Product: formin-binding protein 1-like
Exons: 11
Coding region: 178-2049 (623 amino acids)
Biological process (GO): signal transduction
Molecular function (GO): protein binding
Source: RefSeq, a predicted model, not a curated record
UAGUUUACAUCCUUGUUUUGCGCCGGUCGCGUUUCUUGAAGUUUCCACUGAAUUUCAGAUUUUAGUGUGUGUUCAGCCAUGUUGGGCAGUGACGGCGAUAUAGGUGUCGCAGCGUUAAAACGUCGGGUGUAAUUUUUGGUGUUUUGUGACGUUAAGUGGCCACAUAAAAUUGGAUUAAUGACGGGCGCAACAGAAGCCAUGAACUGGGGCACGGAGCUCUGGGAUCAAUACGAUAACCUGUCGACGCAUACGAUGAAAGGGAUAGAUUACCUGGAAAGGAUCGGACAUUUUUUUCGGGACAGGGCCGCUAUAGAGUCCGAGUACGCUUACAAGUUACGGAGGCUGGUGAAAAAUUAUCAGCCGAAAAAAAAGGAAGAGGAGGACUACCAAUUUACGUCGUGCACCGCCUUCAAGGACCUCAUGCAGGAGAUCAACGAUUUGGCGGGACAGCACGAGGUCGUCGCCGAAAACCUCCAGGAGAAGGUGAUCAAAGAGCUUACGCAUCUGGUGAAAGACCUGCGGGAAGAGCGAAAGAAACAGCUACAGGAGGGGCAGAGGCUGUCGCAGACGCUCCAAGCGCAAAUAGAGAACCUGCAACGGUCGAAGAAGGCGUACGACAAGGCGUUCAAGGAAGCGGAGAAGGCGAUCGAGGGCUUCCAAAAGGCCGACGCGGACUUUAACCUUUCCAGGGCCGAGGUGGAGAAACAUCGGUCCAAUAUGGCGCAAAAGACGCAAGCGUGCGACCAGGCGAAGAACGAAUACGCGGUACAGCUGCAGCGGACCAAUGAUCUGCAGCGGCAGCAUUUCCGGUCCGGAUUGCCGGAGGUGUUCCGGCAGUUGCAGGAACUCGACGAGAAGCGCAUCAAAAACAUCAAAAACUUUAUACGGGGCUCGGUCGAUAUCGAGAAAAACGUGUUUCCUAUUAUCAAUAAGUGUUUGGACGGCAUCCUCAAAGCGGCCGACGUGAUCGACGAAAAGGAGGACACGUUGCUGGUGAUAGAAAAAUACAAGUCGGGCUUCCAGCCGCCCGACGAUUUUCCCUUCGAGGAUCUAUCGAAAGGGGGCAGCGACGCGGGCAGCGCGAACAACAUCAACAACAUUCAGAUCGGGGGCCGACUGAAGGACGGCGGCUACACCGUCAAGGGCACCAUCACCGGCAAAGCCAUGAAGAAGAGGGCGGGCAUAUUUAACAUUUUCGGAGGCCGGGGGAAGCUUGCAGAAGUCUGUUUGGCCAUAAAGAACGCGACCAUUGACGGCGGCAAGGAGGACCUCAGCGAGUUGCCGCCGAACCAGCGACGGAAAAAGCUGAUGCAGAAGGUGGACGAACUGAAGACCAAGGUGGGGCAGGAGACGGCCGCUCGGGACGGCCUCAUGAAGAUGAAGGGCGUGUACGAGAUGAAUCCCGCGCUGGGCGAUCCGCGCACGAUCGAAAGCCAAUUGAACGAGUGCAAUCACCGGCUGGAGAAGCUCCAGCAGGACCUGGUGCGGUACCACGGUUACCUCGACGACGCGCUCAAGGGUAUCCAAUCGCAGAACAACUCGGUGGCGGGCUCGCCGAGGCUGUUGAACGGCUCGAGGCGGCACCGUAACUCGGGCGGCAGCGCCGCCGAGGAGGAGUCGCUGAGUCGGUCGGCGAGCGACAGCAGCGUGACGAACCCCACGCUGAACCACAACAAGAGGAGCGCCCCGGGCACCCCUCAGCUGAAUCACGGUUGUUCCAAUAGUCCCGAAAGCGGUAUCGGAACGUCGCGGACAUCGUUGCCGACGACGGGGGCGGACUCGGACCACGACCAAUACGACGGCAACGUCGCCGAUCCCGAGAGCGAGUACUACGAGGCGGACAUGCUGCCCACGAUAGGCAACUGCAAAGCGCUGUACGCGUUCGAAGCGACGAGCGAAGGCAGCAUCCCGAUGGCCCAGUUCGAGGAGCUGCACCUAAUCGAGCUCGAUCAGGGCGACGGUUGGACGCGGGUGAGGCGGAUGAACGGCGAAUUCGAAGAGGGUUUCGUGCCGACGUCCUACAUCGAAACGACCGUGUUCGAUACUUAGACGCCGCCGUCGCCGGCGUCUAGUAAUGUGUACAUUAAGUCGGUAGGCGUUAUCAGUUUUUUUUUUAUAGAUAGUUCACAUCUACGGAGGACUGCAAAAAAGGGAGACACCGACGAGGUCGUAACUAUUUGUCCCCCUUCUUGCCGCCCCCCCCCCCGUAUUUACGUCGAACGCUGUGAAACUUUUUACGGCCAUUAAUUAUUAAGCUGACCUGUCGAAGAUCAAAGGGUGGGAGCGAUCGAAGCGGCGUAUUUUUUUAUUAUGUGGCUUAGCACAAUUUGUUGACUCGUGUAUGUAUGUGUCUUUUGAAAUGGAACCGGGAGCUUUCUCCCAACGAUCCGUUCGUUUUUCUAUUGUUGCGAAAUUGUCUAGGGCUGAUUCUCCCUGUGCCAACAAUUUUUCCAACCCGUCGGGGACAUUUUUGUACAUACCGCGCUCACAUAUACAGGGUGUCUUGAUAAUGAUGCGGAAUGUGUUAAGGCGCGAUUCGUCGGCGGAAAUUGUAAGAAAUUAAAAUGGAAUGACGCUUUGGGAUAAGGUAGCGACGGGCGAAAAAAUAUAAUAUUUUUUAAUAAACUUUAUUUAAAGAGGACCUACAACUUUUUUGCACCUUCACUUUUUUCAGAUAAAAUUGGUGGUUUGGUGUUUUUUUACAUAAAAAAUAAUAUCUCGUUUUAUUUUUCUAAAUUAAACAGUUUCAUUUAAACUAAAAGUGACUCCAUAAUUGUCGCCGAAAAAUCAGCCUUUCAAUUCCACGUCAAUGUCGUCAAGUACCCUGCACACUAACAUUUAGCCCUAAAAGUAGAACAUAGUCGUGAAACCUAUUUGUAACAUACGGAUAGCAAAGUUUAAAAUAUUUUAUAGACCUUUUAUAUAUAUAUAUUUACGUUUUUUUUUUUUGUAAUUUAUUUCGAGUUUAUCGGCCGGCUUCAAAAGAGGAGCGGCGGAAUGCGGCGAUGCGCCCCGUUGUUUUGAAAUUGCCCGAAAAAACGCUGAAAGUUGUGCGCGCUCGGGUAUUUUUUUUAUAUUGUGUAAUCGUGUUCGCAAAAAUAUCAUCUGCAAAAUCAUAUCGUCUCGCUGGAUAUAUAUUUUUACCGCUCAUAAACGCUGUUAUAAAUGUAUAUGUAUACAUGUAUAUGUUUACGCCAUUAGCUCGCGCUCACAGGAGAGCCGCCAUUCUAUUGGGGUUCUUUACGUUUCUUUGCGCUCGAAGUGUAUUAUGUAUAACGACUGAACGUUGUAUAAACAAAUUUGCAUUAAAUAUUACCUUCGCCUGCGUUUUCGUUUUC